Molecule: messenger RNA, 2323 nt
Organism: Zingiber officinale
Lineage: Eukaryota; Viridiplantae; Streptophyta; Magnoliopsida; Zingiberales; Zingiberaceae
Product: protein RTF1 homolog
Exons: 2
Coding region: 164-2152 (662 amino acids)
Cellular component (GO): Cdc73/Paf1 complex
Molecular function (GO): RNA polymerase II C-terminal domain phosphoserine binding; DNA binding
Source: RefSeq, a predicted model, not a curated record
GACUACGAAAGCCGCCAGAUCGACCAGUCCAAUCGCGACCUCCGCCAAACAAAGCCACGAAGUGAUAUCCUGUCGAGCGAAACCCUAGCCACAGACUUCUCCGGUCGCUACUGGAUCCUCUCUUCGUGCCUAGCGAUCGAUCAUUCGGAAGGAAUAGGUCACCAUGGCCGAUCUAGAGAAUCUGCUACUACAGGCAGCUGGAAGGACAGGGUCUGGCCGGAAGAACAGCAAUUCACGCAAACAAUCAAGAUGGAGGCGAGAUAGUUCUUACUCCGACGGAAGUGACUCCAAGGAUGAUGAUUCAGACAAUCCCAAGUAUACAAAAAGGAAACCGCCAGGCUCACAGAUUCCGCUGAAGAAGAGGUUUGACCCGCCAGAGACUGACAGGAGGAGCAGCCGGAGAGAUGAUGAUUACGAUGACAGUAGUCGCAGACACAGUGAUGAGGAUUCAGACAGUGCUCCAUCGGUUGGGAGUGAUCUUUACAAGGAUGAUGCAGACAAAGAAGAACUCGGGAAGAUGUCUGAGCUUGACAGGGAGAUGAUAUUGGCAGAGAGGAGUACUAAAAUAGAUGAUUACAAACUGAAAAAGAUGGCGAGAGCUUCAUCUUCAAAGAUGGAGAGGGGCCGAAAGAGGGGCUCUCCUCCAAUGCCACCUCCCGGUCGCUCAGCUGCCCGCAACGAUAAGACAGCCGCAAAGAGUGCUUUGAAUGAGCUGAGAGCAAAGAGAAUGAGACAACAAGAUCCUGAUGGCUACCGCAGUCGACUAAGGGACUUGACCGGGGAGGGAAGCAGCGGUGGUUUUGGUCUCGGCGAUUCUUCUCCUCCCAGACAUAGAAGUAUUGGUAUGGCUGCCAGUCCUCCCAGUGAUAACAGCAAUGAAGGCGAGAGCGGAGGCAGAAUUGACAGCGAGGAUGAUAAGUUCGGGGAAGAUAAGAAGAUAGAUGACGACUUAGAGGAUCUAUCCCCCUCAAGGUUGGAUGCGCCAAAGUUUGAGGAUGUUAAAGAAAUAACUAUCAGGAGGUCAAAGCUUGUGAAAUGGUUCAUGGAACCCUUCUUCGAAGAGCUUAUCGCAGGAUGCUUUGUGCGGCUUGGUAUCGGGAAGACUCGCUCCGGGAAGCCCAAGUAUAAGCUAUGCUUAGUACGGAAUGUUGAUGCGACUGACCCUGAAAAGCAUUACAAACUGGAACACUAUACGACAUAUAAGUGGUUGAAUUGCAUAUGGGGCAGCGAUGCAUCGGCUGCUAGAUGGCAGAUGGCUAUGGUUUCGGAUUCACCACCAUUGGUAGAUGAAUUCAACGAGUGGAAAUGGGAGGUGGAGAAGGGGAAUGGCCGGAUGCCGACCCGUCAGGAGGUGCUCGAUAAGAAGGCUGAAAUCCAGCGGAUCAAUAACUUUGUAUAUUCCGCUGCUACUGUAAAACAGAUGUUGCUGGAGAAGAAGUCAGCCUCGUUGCGGCCAGUCAAUAUCGCUGCUGAGAAGGACCGGCUUAGGAAGGAAAUAGAAAUUGCUGAAGCCAGACGUGAUAGAGCAGAGGUGGAGAGGAUCAGGGCGCGAUUGAAACAGUUAGAAGACAUGCCACAGCGUACAAAGCAGCUUGAUGAAAAGGCUGCUCGAUUGGCAGAGAUGAAUAAGAGAAACCGAGCUGAGAAUUUUAAGAACGCCUCGGCUUUGAAACCAGUUAACACUUCCUUGAAGGUCGGGGAAGCUGGCUACGAUCCAUUCUCGAGGAGGUGGACAAGAUCGACGAACUAUUAUGUUGCAAAACCUGGGGGAAUUGACAGUACAUCAACAGCAAAUACUGAGCAUGGCAAUUCUGUUAGUGCAAAUGUAACAGCGUCAAUGAAUGAAGUGGAGAGAGGUGAAGCAGCAACUGCUGCUGCACUGAGAGCUGCAGCCGGUGCCGGUAAGCUGGUUGAUACAGUUGCUCCAGUAGACCAAGGAACAACCUUUAACUUCCUUCAUGAUUUCGAUCUGCCAAUCUCGUUGGCUGCCCUACAGAAGUUUGGAGGUCCACAGGGUGUGCAUAUCGGGCUCUUGGCAAGGAAACAGAAAGUCGAAGCCACUUAUGGAUACAAGAUUCCCGAUAGCGAUGGGAGGAGGCAUCCGCUGACUUUGACAGUCAGUGAUUAUAAGCGUCGAAGGGGUUUGCUGUGAAUGAUACUCUCACGAAUUGUUCUAUGUAAGUUUGAGGUAAUUCUCAUGGAUGAGAUUGCCAAUCGAAUAUAUGGUAUGGCUUGCCACAUUUUACUUGAUCUCCCAACUAUCGAACAUUGAAAAAGCUCGGCAUCUUUUCUAUCAAAUGAAGUUUUUAGUGGGGAUUGUAGA